This is a messenger RNA of Cottoperca gobio, 2121 nucleotides long. It is a transcript of the gene rbm45, whose product is annotated as RNA binding motif protein 45. The transcript has 11 exons. Bases 263 to 1672 code for a protein of 469 amino acids. The record is from RefSeq and is a predicted model, not a curated record. NCBI's taxonomy places the organism in Eukaryota, Metazoa, Chordata, Actinopteri, Perciformes, Bovichtidae. Gene Ontology annotation, molecular function: RNA binding.
UUUCAGGGUUAUUUUUUGGUUAAGUGGAGAGCACUAUCAGAAUCUGCUCUGUACAAUUAUGGGUGGCAUGGCAUUACUACAUAUAUAUCAUAAAUAAUAAUAUGAAUAAACGGCAGUAGUCGUUUCGGUGAAAAAAGCUCAAAUGUUUGUGAGUGCCAAAGUUCCGGAAGGAGCUUGGAUGUUCCGAUAUGCACUUGAAGGCAGCACCAACGGCUACUGCCCGCCAUACUAUUGACAGGCGGCACUCUGUUAGGAAGCAAAGAUGGAGGAGUUUCCAGUUAAACAAGUGAACGAAAACCUCGACGACCCUCCAAACAGCCGGCUUUUUGCCGUCACAAGUCGGUCCUUAACCGAAGAGCAGCUUCGGGAAAGUUUCUCUGUGUUUGGGGAUGUCCAGGGGGUUUGGGUCGUCAAAGACAAGCAGACAAAGGAGUCUAAAGGCAUUUCCUAUGUGAAGUUCGCCAAGUCGUCGCAGGCCUGCCUGGCCAUGGAGGAGAUGCACGGCAAAGUGCUCGUGGAUGGGACGAAACCGAUCAAGGUGUUUAUUGCCCAGUCACGGUCUUCAACCAGACACAGAGACGUUGAGGACGAGGAGCUGACCAGGAUCUUUGUCAUGAUCCCCAAAACCUUCUCAGAGGAAGACCUUAAAGACACAUUCAAGGAGUAUGGCGAUAUUGAGUAUUGCGUGAUCAUCAAGAAUAAGUUCACAGGGGAAAGUAAAGGACUGGGCUACGUGAGAUACUACAAACCCUCCCAGGCAGCCGUCGCUAUAGAGAACUGUGACAAAACUUACAGGGCCAUCCUGGCUGAACCUCGCUCCAAGGCUACAGCAACAGAAGACUACUCCGGGCAGGCGCCCAGAGGAGAUUACUCAAGCGGGGGUGGUGACUCCACGAACCAGUAUGCGUCGUUUCCUAUGGCAUCUGACCCUGGCAACUACCCGCCCAUUGACUACCGCUCCAGUGACGUCACGCGGUGCCUGAUGAUGUCAACACGGGCCGCACUUACCCAGGAGCAGAUCUUUGCUCUGUUUGACAUCAUUCCUGGUAUGGAAUACUGUGAGCUGCAGAGAGACUCUUAUGGAAUGAGCAAAGGUCAUGCUUUGAUUCGCUACGGGAAUCUUGGAUCUGCGGUUUACGCCAAGGAAAAGCUCAAUGGCUUUGAAUAUCCACCUGGCAACAGACUGGGAGUCAAUUUUGUUGAUGACGGAGAGGACCGCAGCAGUCCUGUCGGCCGCAUGGCCAUGCAGUUUGUCGCAACCCAGAUGAUGUCUGCAGCGUGGAACGGACCCUCCGGCAGCCAAGGGAUGAAACCUCCUCCUAACUUCCCCCCCGUCUCCAACAUGUCCCGGAUUCAGACAGACGUCAACCUGCCCUCUCUGAAGAAGCUCGCUCCUCCUGACAGCAAGGCGAAGGAGCGCUUGUUUGUCGUGUUCAGCCCCUCCCCACUGCCCCCAGAUGUGCUGGAGGACGUUUUCUGUCGCUAUGGUUCCCUUAUUGAGGUCCAUUUGGUUCCCGGGAGGAAGGUGGGAUACAUGAAGUAUGCAGAGAAACAGUGUGCGGACGAGGCCCUUGACGCGCUCCACGGUCGGGUCAUCAACGGAGUGAAGAUGAAGGUGAUGCUGGCCGAUCCUCCCAGAGAGGAAUCUCACAAGCGUCCUCGUACCUACUAGGACCAAGUGACAGAAGUGACGGCGACUGUUGUCAUGACACAAUGACACCUGACCUGACCGACCGACCAACAUCAAGACCAUCUCCCGACCUCUGACACGACCUUUGACACCUGUCUGACCUUACUUCUGGUCAGUGACCUUACUGAUAUAACAAGUCCACCGUAGCAUCCUCUACUAACAUGGAGUUUUAGUCCCGUCCGGUCUUUGAGCAGCAACAUGCACAGAAUGUGUUUCUUGUUAGCCUGACUUUGAUUUUAUGCUUUUUUUAAGUGCAUAGUUUCAACUUUGACACUGUUCAUGGCAGUAAGACAGUUUUAUUUUUCAGAUGUGGUUCUUACUUUUUCCUCUCAUGUGUGUCAUCUCAUGUUGAGCUCAGUUCAAAGGUCAUCAGACUAACUGUAAACCUUUUUUUUCCGUCUCAGUGAAAAAUAAAAGUCUGUUGAACCAUU